UUAUUUGUCCCUCUUUCUUCAUUCCCAAUUUCAUAAAAUUAGGGCAAAAUUAUUUCCCCAAAUGUUCAAACAAUCAAAUUUCCCCUCUUUCUCUCUCCUAUACAGUCUUCACCACUAAGUAAUUAUAAAGACCGACUUUCUCUCUCCUCAAAACAUUUGUGAAAGGUGCCAUGAAUGGUGGGGAAGCAACAGAAGGUGGAGAAAUGGAAGUGGAAAUGGAGGUUGAGGAGAGAGAAAGAAGAGUGUAUAUGUGGGGGUAUUUACCGGGAGCAUUGCCGCAAAGAACGCCGUUACAAUCGCCGGUAAUUGUUAAGCUUCCGCCGUCGAUUGGAGCUUCUUGGAAGGAUGUUGGUGGUGGUGGUUGUGGUUUUGCUAUGGCUAUUUCUGAUACUGGGAAGCUCAUAACUUGGGGCUCUACUGAUGAUUUAGGGCAGAGCUAUGUGACUUCUGGAAAACAUGGGGAAACGCCAGAGCCUUUUCCACUCCCUACAGAAGCUCCCAUUGUAAGAUCAGCUGCUGGUUGGGCACAUUGUGUCUCAGUUACAGAUAGAGGAGAAGUUUAUACUUGGGGAUGGAAGGAGUGUGUCCCCUCCGGCAAGGUUUUUGGAGAUUCUUCUCCUGGAGGGAACUUAGAGAAGGAUCAACUUGAAAAACAAAGUUCUGUUUUUACAGAACAAGUUAGCCCUCGAGGCUCCAAAAAUGCUAGUGGUAGUGGGUCAGGAACUGCUGUAGACAGUAAAGGAGCAGGAGAAGAAUCUGUGAAGCGAAGACGAGUUUCAUCAGCUAAACAAACUGCUGAAAGUUCCUCAGCUAGUGAAGAAACUCUUUCCGCUUUGCCCUGUCUAGUGACGCUUAGCCCCGGAGUGAGGAUAUCAACUGUUGCUGCUGGAGGCAGACAUACUUUAGCAUUAUCAGCUUCAGAUGUUGGACAAGUGUGGGGUUGGGGUUAUGGAGGUGAAGGACAACUAGGUUUGGGCUCAAGGAUACGCAUGGUGUCAUCUCCACAUCCUGUACCGUGUAUAGAGUCGUCUUAUAGGAAGGAUAGACAUUCAACUUUAAGCUCGGAUGGCAUUGGAUAUAGAGUUCCUGGGACAUACAUCAAGAGCAUUGCCUGUGGGGGACGACACAGUGCAGCAAUCACAGAUGCUGGAGCAAUUAUAGCUUUCGGUUGGGGUCUUUAUGGACAGUGCGGGCAAGGAGCUACAGAUGAUGUGCUAAGCCCUACUUGUGUUUCCUCAUUGCUUGGUAUUAGGAUUGAGUCAGUAGCUGCAGGCUUAUGGCACACUCUCUGUAUAUCUGCUGAUGGUGAUGUAUAUGCCUUUGGAGGAAAUCAAUUUGGGCAGCUGGGAACUGGUUCUGACCAAGCAGAGACGCUCCCAAGGCUGUUGGAGGCACCAAGUGUAGACAAUGUUAAUGCAACGAUUGUGUCUUGUGGUGCUCGUCAUAGUGCCAUAGUUACAGAAGAUGGAAAAGUUUUCUGCUGGGGUUGGAAUAAGUAUGGACAGCUCGGUCUGGGCGAUGUGAUUGAUCGGAACAUUCCGUCUCAAGUAAAGUUGGAUGAUUGUGUGGCAAAAAACGUGGCGUGUGGCUGGUGGCAUACACUAUUACUAGCAGAGUCUCCUACUUGAGCCGAGGACUUUGGCAAGUCUUGGCUCAAUUUUGUUAGGUUAGCGUCCUUAGCAAUUGUUCAAGUAUAUGACGAAUGUGAUUUAUUAGAAUCUAUGUAAAUACAAGAGCAUAGGCAUGUAUACAGUUGUGCAUGUGAUCAUUCAUUCAUGGGUAGGCUUUGAUGUUAGUUUCAGUCUGCUUGCUUUUCAGGCGAGGUUGUACUUGUACUAUAGAUUUUGGGCAAUACUGUACAUGAUGUUCAUCUUGUUUGAGUUCUGAGUUCAUCUCGGUUUGGGAACUCAGUGCAACAUCAUUGUAAUUUGCAAGGUGGAUGUUGUUUGUCCUGAGAAAUUCUAAAUAAGAUCACUUGUUUUUUAUAAUCUA
This is a messenger RNA of Beta vulgaris subsp. vulgaris (sugar beet), 1992 nucleotides long. Its product is annotated as ultraviolet-B receptor UVR8. The coding region runs from base 171 to 1628 and encodes 485 amino acids. The transcript is spliced from 12 exons. The record is from RefSeq and is a predicted model, not a curated record. NCBI's taxonomy places the organism in Eukaryota, Viridiplantae, Streptophyta, Magnoliopsida, Caryophyllales, Amaranthaceae.